UGCGUUUUUGAAUUUUUAUGUUUUUGGAUGAUUUUUUUCAUUUUAUGAAUUUGGGAAAAGUAUCACUAGCAUCUUUGUUCUUCAUCACUAUCAUCAUCAAAAUAGCACGACCAACAAGUACAGCAUAGAAAGUCAGCUAUCCACUAUUCUAUGAGAUUAUUUCGUUCCUUGUCAACACUGCUGCCGACAAAAGCAAGUCGUAGCGUAAACGUAAAUCCUAACGAGACUGUGCCUCGAUUGCGGACAACAAAAGAAGUAUUGAUUCGUAGAUUGGGAUCGAACCGGGCUUCGGCUCAUUGUGACGCAAUAUCGACAAAAAGCGAUCGCCGGCAAUCGGAUUUGAUAGAUUAUAAAUUUUCCCCUGCAGUUGUGAGCCUAAGAAAAUUCGGGACGCUGGUAGAUCUCAUCGGUGGCCUCGAUUACCAACAGGAGCGACGAUUCAUUAAUGAACAGUUUUUGAAUUAUGGACGUGAGUCGUCAAGGGUAUCACGGGCUGUACUUCCGCCAGCUCAUUGUCUAAGAUCCAGAGAUAAACGUCACAAACUUUCAACUUCUUCGGCUGCUGUAUCAGAAACGCUGUUGAGAACCGAAAACCAGUCCCAUUCGGACGAUGAUUUGACAACAAUAGCGGAUUUACAUAGCAAGCUCGAUCCCACAGAUAAAGUGAUGAUCGAUUUUCUAAUGAAGUACAAGGCCAAACAUGGAGAUUGCCAUGUACCGACUGGAAAGACAAAGAGCACUCGAGAAGAGAGAACAAAAUUAAAUGUACCUGUAGAAGUUGCCGAUUGGGUGGUCAAACAAAGAAAACAAUACCGAGUGUCUAAUACCAAGAAAGGAAAACUCAGCAAGUCGCUUGCCGUGAGGAUCGUUGUCUUGGAAUCAAUAGGCUUUAUGUGGUCCUGUCGCGAGGCACACUGGCAACGAUGUUUCAACAAAUUUAAAAAAUUGCAAUGCGAGAACAAAGAGCAAGAAACAUUACCAAAAAUCAGGGAAGGUGAUCCACAUUUGCAUUCGUGGAUUGAUCAGCAGCGAAAGGCGUAUAAGAAGGGGACCAUGCCGAGUGAACGAGAAGACCUAUUGCGCAGUAUUAACUUUGUAUUUGAUCCUAACGAUGCUAGAUGGUGGAAAAACUAUCAAAAUCUUCACCGAUAUCAAAAAGAACACGGUGAUACCAUGGUGCCAUUGGUCGACGACGAUGAAAGUCCAAACUAUUUGGGACAAUGGGUCGCCCGGCAGAGAAGGUUCCAUCACCAAAACGUGUUGUCCAGAGAUCGCACGAAGGCAUUGAACGACAUCGACUUCACUUGGGACCCCGACGCCGAAACUUGGGAUAAAUAUUAUACCCAGCUCUGCGACUUUUAUCAAAAGCACAAUCAUACCCGAGUUCCCAAAACUAUGGGACCUCUUUGGAACUGGGUCGAUCGACAGCGUAGGAGCUACAGGAAACGUUUGCGUCUCGGGGAUAGCCAAAAAUGCGACGAUGAAACGGUAUCGGAGGGGGCUGUAAAAUCCCUCAUUACAAAAGAAAAUGUUCAAAAAUUAUCCAGUAUUGGAUUCGAAUGGGAGGACACAUCCCCAAAGGUAGAAGCAGAGGAACGAAUAAAAAGACUCAUGAAUGUGACGUUUGAGUUGUCCAUCCACGACGAAAACUGGGCGAACCAUUUCGAAAACCUCUGUGCCUUCCAGAGAGAGUUCAAACAUUUUUCCAUACCAACGGGCUCCGGUAAAUACAAAGAACUGCAUGCCUGGGUCCGCCACACACGGUAUCUGUACAACGCAAACAAACUGCCACCCAAUCGAAUAGAGCUCCUCGAUGGCAUCGGAUUUCCGUGGACCGCUGGACUGGCCAAGUGGGACCGGUUGUACGAAGACCUAGUGUCCUUUCACAAGAAACACGGUCAUACUAACGUCCCCGUGAAAAAAAUCGAACUGCAUCGCUGGACAAAGCAACAAAAGGCAAGAUGCGGAUCGAUGGACGAGGAUUGUGACUUGAACAAGCUCCAAGCAGAGGCAAGGGCUGCACGAAUCAAGCGUCUGGGCACCCUGAAAAAGGUCUUCUCGGGGAAAGAGAAGAACACAAAUAAUAAUAAGGAACAUACGAAUACAUAGAUGGUCAUCAUGAUAACACAAUAACUACAUUUGCAUUUA
This is a messenger RNA of Pseudo-nitzschia multistriata, 2148 nucleotides long. NCBI's taxonomy places the organism in Eukaryota, Bacillariophyta, Bacillariophyceae, Bacillariales, Bacillariaceae. The record is from the annotation of a GenBank genome assembly.